GCGGAGAGGGAGUUCUACCUUUCGAGGCGCUACUCCGACAGCUAUGGCGGAGAAGCCCUGCGUUUCCAUAGCAACAAACUAAACGGGGAGUGCCGGUGUCACUGAGAGCUGGUUAUUUCAUCAUUGAAAAUUUCUUGAAUAAAUGAAUAGUAAAGCACUCACCAUGUCUCUCAAUCAAAUGCCUGUUCCUGGGCCACCAUCUGCGUCCAAACCAGAGGGCAGAAAAAUGAAAGGUAGUUUAUCUCUGGUACCUGUCAGCAGUAGAAGUGCAGAGCUCCCUCAGCUAAGAAACAAAUCAAGUAUGCUGGACUGUUCAGGGCCUCUUCCCACUUCCCUACAGUGCGAUUUCAUCCCAAAAGAGAUCCUCCUAGCUCUGACUUCUGCGGCCAGUAGUGCCUAUAGCCCUGAAUACUUAAGACCCCCCAAGAAAAACAAAAGUGCAAAAGACUUCAAGGGGAGCAUGCGUGUCCCAGAUGGGCUCUGGCAACAUCCCAUUCGCAGGAACAAGUUCAAAUACCUCAUAGACCAUCCCAUCUGUCUGACGGGAGCUGGAAGGGAUGUCUCGUUUCUAUAUGACAUAGCUGGAAAAGAAGAUGAAAGAAAGAUGUCUCCAGCAAGCCCUUUAGCUGAACCACAUCGUUAUGGUUCAUCCAUGACUAGUGCUACAAGUGUAGCAGAUAGCCUGGUCCCUGAAGAAUUUCACAUAGUGAAGAACAAAGGAGUCUUAGGCUUGGAGUAUUAUGAUGAUAAAUACACAACUCUACUUGAAGAUAGUGAAAAUAGAUUGCGGCUAUUCCCAUCCAUGAAACCAUCUGGGAGAUUAGAGGUCAUCCAGCUGAUGAAGGUGAUGGACACCAUGCUGGAGAAGGCUGGAGUAGAUGAUGAGCAAAUUGGGAUAACAGGACCUUCACAGUUGCACAAUGUAUUGGAGGUUCUGAAGACAGAGCAGAACAUUUACAACAUAGUGUUCCAUGAGCUGAUUCGACAGGUCAGUGUGGAUUGUGCAGAGAGAGGAGAACUGCUUUCUAAGCUUAGGCAGAGGUAUGUGAAUCUGCUGGAUCGAAUCCCCCAACAGAUGAGAAACCUUUACAAAGAAAUGAUGGCGCAACGAGUAAUGGACAGGCACAUUACAGAAGAGUUAUACAACUUCAAGGAAUCUAUUGGACAGCUGACCAGUGAGCUAUGCGAGGUCCGAGAACAUGACUUCAGGGUGACGAGAGAAGCAGAACGGGCCCAUGAGGAGCUGGCUGAUGCAGUGCGGGACGCUGAGCUGAAUGCAAAUCUUGUGGAAGAAUAUCGUGAGUUGUAUGAGUUACAAAGAGCGAGGCUUGAGACCCAGCUGCUCCAGUUAACCCAAGAGAAAGAAAUCUGGAGCUCAGCUACAUAUGACCUGGCAAUGAAGGUGAUCGAAAGAAACCAGCUCACGUUGUCUCGCAAGCUCUAUGUCAGUGAAAAGGCAUGGACCAAAGUCAUCAGACACUUCAUAGUGCUUCUGGCAUCACAGGACACAGCAGACCUUUCCGAUUUGCAGGAGAUGACUGAGCAGUUCAGGGAGCUGUUGGACCGCAUUGGAAUUGAAGUGGAACAUGCUGAAAACUCCAGCAGGGAGAAGCUGCGAAUGGUUCAGAAUGGCCUCACCAAGUGGAUGCAGUACUUCCAGGACAAUGUUUUCGGGAAAGCAAGCUUCUCUAAUACGAAGGGAGAGAUAUUGGAGGAAAUCCUACAGGACUUCAAGAACUUGGAAAAUAUGUUGAAUGAGGACCUGGAGCAAUAUGGAGGGGAAGUUCUGCUAAUGAAGAAGGAGACCCUCAAGACUGCUGCCAACCUGCAGAAACGCUGGACAGAGCUGGGACAAACAGUGCUUAGUCGUCACAAGGACAUUAAUGGGGUGUUGCCUCCAGAGCUCAGGGCCAUGGAAGAAAUAAAUGAACGUGCAAAUGAGCUCUGCCAGCAGUACAGCGUAAGAAUAAAUGGGGAGAAUGGGGUAACCAGGAUUUUGACAGGUUUAGUGAGCAGUAUGGAAGAUUGGACGUUCAAGAUGCUAACCAACAAGCGAGGAUCUGGCAUGCAUGACUCUGAUUGGCUGAAAUUGUUUCGAGUGAUUCCUGAUUGGCUGACCCAGGUGGCUGCACUGAUGACAAUUAUAGGUUCCGGACAGUCUCAUGAGGAUCGGAGAAAUAGAAAACCUAAUGCCUCGGUCGUUUCAGGUGAUGUGUUUAAGAUGAUUCAACAAUGGAUCUUGACCACAACUUCUGGGGCUGAGAAGGACAACAUACAGCUCACACAGGAAAUGAUUGAUCUCCACAAAGACCUGACCAUGUGGAUAGUGAAUUUCCUGGCUUUGAUGGUACCUGACCACUCCUCCAAUAAGGGUCUCCUAGAGAAUGAGUCAGAAGCUGCUAAGGAUCAAGAGCUCAAGAGGCUAAGGGGCUAUAAACUAGAGGAAGAAGCUAUGAACCUGGUUCCCAAACUGAGCAGAUUCUCCAGCUACGUAAUGAGCUGCUGCAAGGAGUUGGUAGAUGUUACAGUUCGGAAGAAACAAGCUGAAGCGGAUUCAGACCACAAUUAUGAGCUGCGGGAGCUGGAGAAAAUCAAGACCGAGUGCCUUGAUUGGAUUAAUACCUGCAAUCUCCUGCUUUCUGAAUUCAAAGGCUCUCCAGUCUCCUUACUGAGUUUAGAAGAGCAGAGGAACCUGUUUGGGCCUCAGGAGACCCAGCCACAGAUGCACUCAACUGUUGUGGAUUCUUUACCUGAAGAAAUUUCUGAGACUUCUUCUGAACGUGGAAAAGACAAAACUGAAGAUGUUGAUGUUGAUAAGAAAUCUGUGAAAGGGGAAGAAGUGUUAGGGGAAAAGCAGGAGCCACCUGUGCCAGACGUCAGCAGUGACGUCCCAACUGUAAGCAGUGAGAUAAUGGAGGACACCAUCAGGUACCUAGGACAUGACUCCAACAUCCAUUUGAAAUCCCUCAAGUCAACAGCGGUGUCCGUCUCUGGGAGAGAGAUGACUGCCAGCAAGUCAACAACCCCAUAUUCUCGAAAGGAGUUUGAGACCUUGGCUUCACUAGAACGUCUGCAAGAGCAGCUCCUAGAAGCUGAGAUCCGUGCUCAGGAUGCAGAGGAGAGAUCAGAAAGUCUGGAUGAGCAUCUGGAAGAAGCUCUGGGGAGAAUCCAGGAUCUAGAGAAACAGCUGGAAAAAGCACUCAAAGCCCAGGAAGUACCACCAAAACCAGAAGUCCCUUCCCAAGAAGAAUCCAAGCCAACUUCUCAUAAACCAUCUGCCGCUGCCCGGUCCAGGAAAACCAGCAGACCCAAACAUUAAAGAGUAGCAAUGCCCAA
This is a messenger RNA of Malaclemys terrapin pileata, 3336 nucleotides long. It is a transcript of the gene AXDND1, whose product is annotated as axonemal dynein light chain domain containing 1. The record is from RefSeq and is a predicted model, not a curated record. The transcript is spliced from 26 exons. Bases 143 to 3319 code for a protein of 1058 amino acids. Lineage: Eukaryota; Metazoa; Chordata; Testudines; Emydidae.